GAAAUCAUGCAUGUUGUGUUCGUGUUGACUAUACUCUGUUUUGGUCUUGCAAAUGGCCAAAUCUAUGAUGUGCUUAAAUUUGGUGCUAAGGGAGAUGGUACAACCGAUGAUUCAGAGGCUUUUGUAGAAGCAUGGAAAGCUAUGUGUAGUUGCGGUGGAGGGAACAAAACACUCCUUAUUCCUUCAAAUAAUAUUUUCUUACUACAACCUCUAGUGUUUCAAGGCCCUUGUAAAUCACCUUCUGUACAAGUUCAGUUUGAUGGAAAUAUCGUUGCCCCUAUCAACAAAGCAGCAUGGUCAGACUCGAAGGCCAAUGCAUGGGUUGCUUUUAGUGGCAUAAUUGGUUUAAGAGUCACUGGCUCAGGAACAAUCAAUGGACGUGGUUCUUCUUUUUGGAAGCCAAAGUUGUCUGCUACUCAACGGCCUACUCAAUUGCAUUUUCAAGGAUGCAAUAAUCUUCAGAUAACUGGAAUAACUUCAGUCAAUAGCCCAAAAAAUCAUAUUUCAAUCAGCAAUUGCAAAAAUGUUGUCAUAACGAAGAUAAAACUUGUUGCACCCGAUCUGAGUCCUAACACCGAUGGAGUUGAUAUCUCAGGUUCAAGUAAUGUCAACAUAUUCGACACUAUCAUUGGAACUGGAGAUGAUUGUGUAGCUAUAAACACUGGAAGCAUAAAUAUCUACAUCACAAGGAUGUUUUGUGGUCCUGGGCAUGGAAUAAGUGUGGGAAGUCUUGGAAGAAAUGGUGAAGAAUCUGAAGUUGAAAAUGUCUUAGUGACUGAUUGCACUUUCAAUAAGACGGAUAAUGGAGCAAGAAUUAAGACAUGGCCGAAUGGAAAAGGAUAUGCAAGAAAUAUAGCUUUUAAGAACAUCAAUCUCAUAGACACAAAAAAUCCGAUUAUAAUCAACCAAAAUUACAUAGAUAAGGGACGUAUUCUUGACGUUGAGAAAUCAGCUGUGGCAAUUAGCAACGUGACAUUCACAGAUAUUCAUGGAACGUCACAACUCGAUGAGAUUGUGAAGAUAGAUUGCAGCAAAGUCACAUAUUGCAAAAAUAUCAUUCUAGAUCAAAUCGAUAUUACAACGGUCAAUGGAAAGAAGCCCAUCGUUGAAUGCAAUAACGUAUAUGGAAAGUCGAGCAAUGGUAACGAGAUUGAUGGUUGUUUCAUGCAACAAUAAUCACUGUUGGUAUACUCAUGUGAUGGUAUAUUAACUUUCAUUAUUUAUAGAUUUAGUCUUCAUGAGAAAUAAUUUUAUACACAGUGGAUGUAAUAGUAUAUCAAUUAUUAUACAUGUAUG
This is a messenger RNA of Thlaspi arvense, 1296 nucleotides long. The record is from the annotation of a GenBank genome assembly. Lineage: Eukaryota; Viridiplantae; Streptophyta; Magnoliopsida; Brassicales; Brassicaceae.